AUGAACCCAGUAGACCAUCCUCAUGGUGGUGGUAACCAUCAGCAUAUCGGAAAAGCCUCUACAAUCUCGCGACAAGCUGUACCCGGUCAGAAAGUCGGUCUUAUUGCUGCUCGCAGGGUACGUGAUUCCUUUCAAACCUCUUUUAUCCCCCUGUUUCAUAUUCUCGUUGUUAUUGGACCUUUGGCUUAUACGUCGACAGACUGGUCUCCUACGCGGUACCGUCAAAACCAAGGAGGUCUAAACCCAUCACGA
This is a messenger RNA of Acaulospora colombiana, 252 nucleotides long. Lineage: Eukaryota; Fungi; Glomeromycota; Glomeromycetes; Diversisporales; Acaulosporaceae. The record is from the annotation of a GenBank genome assembly.